Molecule: messenger RNA, 2790 nt
Organism: Podarcis muralis (Common wall lizard)
Lineage: Eukaryota; Metazoa; Chordata; Lepidosauria; Squamata; Lacertidae
Gene: CPLX1
Product: complexin 1
Biological process (GO): neurotransmitter transport; synaptic vesicle exocytosis; regulation of neurotransmitter secretion
Cellular component (GO): SNARE complex; terminal bouton
Molecular function (GO): syntaxin binding
Source: RefSeq, a predicted model, not a curated record
CAAGAAAUGCCGAUCCAGCAGCCUCGGUGGCGGGAGGAGGAAGAGGGAGGAGGAAGGAGGCAGCGUAGUGUAAGGAGGGAAUAGUGUCAGUGGGAUGGUCCGGAAAUCCCGUGAUAAAAAGAGGGAGUAGAGAAAGUAAGGAGCUGGCGGCUUGUCCUUCCUCCGUUGCUGCCUCAUCGUGCCAGGACCCUGUUCAAAGGAAGAUAACUUCUCGCGCCUGCUCCUGCCUAUGCCCUUCAAGCGACGCCUUUGAACUCCCGAGGAACACAUGGACCCGGCUAGGAACGGGAGGCUGAUUUGCUAGGAAAGCCGGGAAAGGACCUUGUCUCCGUAUCUCAAGGAGGGGAGAGAGGACGGCAGGAACCCAGACGCUGCAAAGAAGCUGCAGGCUGCAACUCAAGACCUUGUCUCCGUCUGAAUUGCAUGUGAGAACUGCUCUGGUGGGAAGGAAUCUAAAGCCAUCACCAUGGAAUUUGUAAUGAAGCAAGCCUUAGGAGGGGCUACCAAAGACAUGGGGAAGAUGCUGGGUGGAGAAGAGGAGAAGGAUCCAGAUGCUGCCAAGAAGGAAGAAGAACGACAGGAAGCCCUUCGGCAGCAGGAAGAAGAGAGGAAAGCUAAAUAUGCCAAGAUGGAGGCUGAAAGGGAAAAUGUGAGGCAAGGGAUUCGGGAUAAGUACGGAAUAAAGAAGAAGGAAGAAAGAGAAGCAGAAGCCCAGGCUGCUCUGGAAGCCAAUGCCGAAGGGAGUCUGACACGUCCAAAGAAGGCCAUCCCCCCUGGCUGUGGCGACGAGGACGAGGAGGAAGAGGAGAGCAUUCUAGACACCGUUAUCAAAUACCUGCCUGGUCCCCUCCAGGACAUGUUCAAGAAGUAAAUGGCUACAGACUGCCAGUCUGUCCAUGGACAGUAAAGGAAAUGGAUUUCCCAUUGACCAAAUGGGGAAUUUAUACUUGCCACACAUCACGCAACCUCUCCCCACCCACAGCUCCAGCCCCUUGCCAUUUACUCAAGCCCCACCCCGACCCACACCCUCCUCCCUCUCCCAUCCAUCCCUUAAUUUGUACAUAUUCACAUCUAGUCGAUGCCUCCAAGUGGAUGUAAAGAUGAAUGAGCUGCAGUCUACACAACUUUUUAUUAUUAUAAAGCCAUAGUUCUGCGUAUGUUAAACAGAGGCAGGUGUACAUUAAGCAGAGGAAAGGGACUACAGCAUGCUCGUUUUUGUCUCCCAGCAAGAGGGAGGGUUCACCCACAGUGAAUGAUAGGUGUCACACACACACACACACACACACACAACCUCAUUUACUGAAUUAGUAACUAACAGAGAAUUAAGGCACCCAUUAGGAUGCCCUUUAUAGGUCUAAGUUGAAAGUACUCACUGUUUUUGGAUAGUAUAAAAAAAGAACCACCUUCCUCUUUUGGGUGAUGGGGGCGGGGCAAUGCCUGUGAAAUUCUUCCCCUGUCCAAUAACAUUGUUCACCCUCCUUCUCUCUUCCAACUGACUUGGUUUGCCCUCAGCGACAUCACCACAUAGACAAAACCGAUCCGCUGCAUAAUGUAGUAAUAUUGCCAUGUUCCCUGUGAGAUGCUUGAUUGGCUGGGAUCACUUACAUGAUUAAUCUAAGCAACAUUCCUCUCUUAGAUUUGUCCUCAGCGAUGCCACCAAAAUGCCAAGUGUGAUUGGCUACAUAGCAAUAGGGCAUUGUCCCAGUGACCAGCCUGACUAACCCCAGAAGGCGAUAGAGGCAGGUGGAAGUGGCAGAUAAGCAGAGCAGCUAAGGGAACAAUGGCCAGUGUCAAAAACAAUGAGGGCCAUGAAUAUAUUCACAACCACUGCUUUGGAACAAAUAUUUCAGCCUCCACAAAUCACGACUUUUGGCCCCAAAAUGGAAAUGGGAGGAUAUUCGGCAAAGCCCUGCCCUUGUAGGGCGUCUCCAGCCCAGCUGAAAUGGAAACACAUGUUUGUUUUCUGCUAUUCCCAUUAUUCCUCGUCACUGAUAAGAGAUAAUGUUGAAACUGGACCAUUCACUGCCCAUAAUUCCAGCCCAGAUGUCAGUGGAAGAGCUGCAUUCAACUGCACUUUAUAAGAAAGCAUCUACGUGCCUCAGAGUCUUCUAGGCAAGGGUCUCGUAGCCUUGAAAACAGCCAUAAUAGGAAGCUAGCGAGGAAAUUUCUUGACAGCACAAUCCUAUGUAUGCCUGUCAGAAGUAAAUCACAAUAUCAGAGAAUUGUGAAGUUGGAAGUGACCUCGAGGGUCAUCUAAUCCAACUCCCCUGCAAUGCAGGAAUCACAACUAAAGCAACCAUAGCAGUUGGCCAUCCAACCUCUGCUUAAAAAUCUCCAAUGAAGGCACUUUUAGUAUGGUGAAAUUUACUCCUCCCGGGUAAGUGAAUAUAGAACUGCAGUUUUGGCUUGCAAUGUGCUGCCUUCCCUUUUUAUCUUAACAAAAGUCGGCCAGUACAUUUCCUCUAAUCUAUAAAGUCUCCAGCUUGUUUGGAGACACUUGGAUCAUCUGCACUAUCCAGUCAACUCACGUGGAAGCCCUCAAGUUGUUUUUCAUGGCCAGACAGGGAGGGCUAAAGGAACCAUGCUUACUUGGCGAUACAGGGGGUCCCUUCACUGAAUUUCCAAGGUCUUAAAAAGCGAAAGCGCACCUCUAAUGCUUUACUUAACAGAGAGACUGGGAGCAGGAGAAGUGCACACUACAAUAUUCCACCCUGUUGUUCAUUUCAAAGCAAACCUGCUCCAAGGUGGCGGGUACUUGUCACUUAAACAAUUAUUAAAAUGUAGAUAUGA